AGCAACUUUUCAAACAGUUUGUACAGUGGUUCUCCAUAUCUUCCAUGGCGAGGAGUGCUUGCCUGUUUCAGGUUGGAGGCCAUUCCUAUCAGGUUGGAGGCCAUCACUCUUGGGAUGGAGGUGUCUCUUUCCUGCUUUCUCAGUUGGGCUUUGCGUGAUGAGACAAGGUUUUCGCUGGAAUUGAAUGCCGAGGAGGUCGAGGGCCCUUGCGCAAGCUUUGUGAUGUCCAAACUGAAGGAGAUCGCAGGCGUUGAGGAUCCCGGUGCGCGCAUUGGAGCAGUUCUAGCAGAUCAGGCCUUUUUGGAGGGUUGCUGCGACCGCACAGAGUAUGAUGACUUCAUUGCUGCAGAAGCUGCUCCUGUCGAUGGGCUUCCUCUAUUUACGGAGCACACGGCCCUGGUAAUUGUUGACAUGCAGAGGGAUUUCACAGAAGGCUCCUUUGCACAGCCCUGCUGGGCGAAGACCGGUGCCCGCUUUUUGAGCAAGAUGUUGGAGACCAUCGAAGAAGCCAAGGCUGCUGGGUCCUUGAUCAUUGCGACCAAAGACUUCCAUCCCUUCAACCAUUGCAGUUUUGCUGGCGAGUCAAGCUGUAUGAACAAGAAGGACUUGAAGGAGGAGAGCGCUUUGUCAAGGUAUGUCAAUGAAUUUCCGAGCCAUUGCAGCUUCUCAAUGAAGGGACGCUAUGCCAUGCCUCAAAAAGCCUCGGGCACUCCCUUUUGUCAGGGCAUGGAGGAGCUAGGAGUCAAGAUGCCUUUCUGCCGGGACGACUUUGUUGGUGCAGAUUUGGAGCCUCGAAUUCUCCAAGCUUUGGCAAAGUGUGAAGCCAAGCAGGUGGAGGUGGUCUACAAGGGAUUCAAUCCGACCUAUGACUCAUUCAGUGCAAUGCAUCAUGCUGCAAGCAGCGAUGAGCACGAGCGAAACAACACUGGCGCAUUUGCUUUGGAAGAGAACAGAAGUCGGGCGUGCCACGGCAAGUGGGAGGUCAAUGCAACCUGCUACCCGACUGUGGAGCAACUUAAGACAACAGAUGGUCUACGCAACUUCUCGUCAAUUUUGAUGACAAGGGGAAUUAAGAAGAUCGUCACAGUGGGCUUGGUCUACGAUUAUUGUGUGAAGGAGACAGCAAUCUUCACACGAGAGAACAUGCCGGAGAUGGAGGUCAUUGUACUGAGCCACCUUACCCGACCAAGUUUUGAUGGAAAGCCUGGGGCUCCUUACACCGCUGCUUUGUGUGAUGGCCGCGACUUGGGCAACGGCUUUUGUUCCGAAGGUGGAGGCACCAAAGCCGCGCACCAGAAAGUCCUCGCCGAUUACAAGUCCAAUGAUGUUGCCUUUGUCCGUGAGAAGCAAAAUCAAUAUGUAGAAGACGAUUCAAAGCAAUCUCAGGAAGACGAGUAGUGGAAAAGGUGGUUGAGCCAAGCAUAAGAAAUCUUGGCAAAGCAAUCAUGCAAGGUUGUUUAGAGUUUCAUACACCCAUGAACUUCCUGUAGUGUAAUUCCUAAGAAUAAGUUCCUUUGAUGCUGUGACUGCAUUCGUGUGAAUCGGUUUCAUGCUAGUUGCGCUUGAAUCAGUUCGAAUGGACACAGCUUGGAAGACCCUGUCCAAAAUACUUUCAGC
Durusdinium trenchii is the source of this 1617-nucleotide messenger RNA. NCBI's taxonomy places the organism in Eukaryota, Dinophyceae, Suessiales, Symbiodiniaceae. The record is from the annotation of a GenBank genome assembly.